Molecule: messenger RNA, 4108 nt
Organism: Thalassophryne amazonica
Lineage: Eukaryota; Metazoa; Chordata; Actinopteri; Batrachoidiformes; Batrachoididae
Product: bile salt export pump-like
Exons: 20
Coding region: 61-3522 (1153 amino acids)
Biological process (GO): transmembrane transport; canalicular bile acid transport
Cellular component (GO): membrane
Molecular function (GO): ATP binding; ABC-type bile acid transporter activity; ATP hydrolysis activity
Source: RefSeq, a predicted model, not a curated record
GCUUUCUCCAAGUCUGGUGAGCUGCUGACCCGCCGGUUACGGCGGCUGGGCUUCCAGGCCAUGAUGGGCCAAGAAAUUGGCUGGUUUGAUGAUCACAGGAACAGCCCCGGAGCGUUGACUACACGUCUUGCCACUGAUGCUUCACAAGUUCAAGGGGCGACGGGCUCACAGAUCGGCAUGAUUGUCAACUCUCUAACCAACAUCGGCGUGGCCGUCAUCAUGUCCUUCUACUUCAGCUGGAAGCUCACACUGCUCAUCCUGUGCUUCCUGCCAUUUAUCGCGCUGUCGGGUGGUUUCCAGGCCAAGAUGCUGACGGGCUUUGCAAAGCAGGACAAGCAGGCCAUGGAGGCUGCAGGACGGAUUUCCGGCGAGGCUCUGAACAACAUCAGGACCAUCGCCGGUUUGGGGAAAGAGAAGAAAUUUGUCGAGAUGUUUGAGGCCCAGCUGGAUGAUCCGUACCAUGCAGCCUUAAAGAAAGCCAACGUGUACGGCGCCUGCUACGGUUUUGCCCAGUGUGUUAUCUUUUUGACGAACUCUGCCUCCUAUAGGUUUGGAGGCUACCUUGUUCGGCAAGAGGGGCUUCAUUUUAGCCUGGUUUUCAGGGUCAUCUCUGCCAUUGUCACUAGCGGCACAGCCCUCGGAAGAGCCUCUCUUACACCCCCAGACUACGCCAAGGCCAAGAUUUCGGCUGCACGCUUCUUCGAGCUGCUUGACCGUGUGCCUAAAAUCAGCGUUUACAGCGACAAAGGAGACAAAUGGGAUAACUUCCAAGGGAACAUUGAGUUCACUGACUGUAAGUUCACCUACCCCACCAGGCCGGACAUUCAGGUCCUGAACGGGUUGAACGUGUCCGUGAAACAGGGCCAGACGUUGGCCUUUGUGGGCAGCAGUGGCUGUGGGAAGAGCACCAGUGUGCAGCUGCUGGAGAGAUUUUAUGAUCCUGACCACGGCAAAGUGACCCUCGACGGUCAUGACAUCCGAGGACUGAACAUCCAGUGGUUUCGCUCUCUGAUUGGCAUUGUGGAACAGGAACCUGUGCUUUUUGCAACCACUAUUGCUGAGAACAUAAGGUACGGCCGACCAGGAGUCUCCAUGGAUGACAUCAUCACUGCUGCCAAAGAGGCCAAUGCCUAUAACUUCAUCAUGGACCUGCCACAGACAUUUGACACCUUGGUUGGGGAGGGUGGUGGUCAAAUGAGUGGUGGACAGAAGCAACGCAUUGCCAUUGCCCGAGCGUUGGUGAGGAAUCCUCGUAUCCUGCUGCUGGACAUGGCAACCUCUGACCUCGACAAUGAGAGUGAGGCAGUGGUCCAAGAGGCCUUGGAUAAAGUACGCAUGGGCCGUACCACCAUCUCCAUUGCUCACCGGCUGUCCACCAUAAAGAACGCUGAUGUGAUCGUGGGCUUUGAGCAUGGCCGCGCCGUGGAGAGGGGCAAAACCGAUGACCUGCUGGUGAGGAAGGGAGUCUACUUCACCCUCGUAACUCUGCAGAGUCAAGGAGACAAGGCUCUCAAUGAGAAGGCUCGACAAAUGGCUGAGAAUGAAGACAUGUCAGAGAAGCGCAGUCUGUCCAGAGCAGGCAGUUAUCGUGCCAGCUUGAGAGCAUCAAUUCGGCAAAGGUCCCGAUCCCAGCUGUCAAACCUCAUUCCUGAACCUAACAUUUCUUUCACUGGAGAAGUCGGCCCCAGGGUUUAUCAAGUGCCGCAGGCGGACGAGACCAAGGUGUGUAAACCCAUGACAAUGGAGGACGAGGAGGAGUUUAUCGAACCCGCUCCAGUUGCCAGAAUCCUGAAGUACAAUUUACCCGAGUGGCCCUACAUGACUUUUGGAUCCAUUGGAGCUGCAAUAAAUGGGGGAGUCAAUCCCGUCUACUCCCUACUGUUCAGUCAAAUCUUGGCAACCUUCUCAAUGGCUGAUCCUGUUGCUCAGAGGAAUGAGAUCAAUAAUAUCUGUGUGUUCUUCGUCAUGGUUGGUGUGGUCUCUUUCUUCACCCAGAUUGCACAGGGUUAUGCUUUCUCCAAGUCUGGUGAGCUGCUGACCCGCCGGUUACGGCGGCUGGGCUUCCAGGCCAUGAUGGGCCAAGAAAUUGGCUGGUUUGAUGAUCACAGGAACAGCCCCGGAGCGUUGACUACACGUCUUGCCACUGAUGCUUCACAAGUUCAAGGGGCGACGGGCUCACAGAUCGGCAUGAUUGUCAACUCUCUAACCAACAUCGGCGUGGCCGUCAUCAUGUCCUUCUACUUCAGCUGGAAGCUCACACUGCUCAUCCUGUGCUUCCUGCCAUUUAUCGCGCUGUCGGGUGGUUUCCAGGCCAAGAUGCUGACGGGCUUUGCAAAGCAGGACAAGCAGGCCAUGGAGGCUGCAGGACGGAUUUCCGGCGAGGCUCUGAACAACAUCAGGACCAUCGCCGGUUUGGGGAAAGAGAAGAAAUUUGUCGAGAUGUUUGAGGCCCAGCUGGAUGAUCCGUACCAUGCAGCCUUAAAGAAAGCCAACGUGUACGGCGCCUGCUACGGUUUUGCCCAGUGUGUUAUCUUUUUGACGAACUCUGCCUCCUAUAGGUUUGGAGGCUACCUUGUUCGGCAAGAGGGGCUUCAUUUUAGCCUGGUUUUCAGGGUCAUCUCUGCCAUUGUCACUAGCGGCACAGCCCUCGGAAGAGCCUCUUCUUACACCCCAGACUACGCCAAGGCCAAGAUUUCGGCUGCACGCUUCUUCGAGCUGCUUGACCGUGUGCCUAAAAUCAGCGUUUACAGCGACAAAGGAGACAAAUGGGAUAACUUCCAAGGGAACAUUGAGUUCACUGACUGUAAGUUCACCUACCCCACCAGGCCGGACAUUCAGGUCCUGAACGGGUUGAACGUGUCCGUGAAACAGGGCCAGACGUUGGCCUUUGUGGGCAGCAGUGGCUGUGGGAAGAGCACCAGUGUGCAGCUGCUGGAGAGAUUUUAUGAUCCUGACCACGGCAAAGUGCUGAUCGACGGUCGUGACUCAGCUCACAUCAAUGUGUCCUUCCUGCGGUCCAAAAUCGGCAUCGUGUCCCAGGAGCCUGUCCUGUUUGACUGCAGCAUCGCCAAGAACAUCAAGUACGGCGACAACUUGCGAGAAAUCAGCAUGGACGAAGUCAUCGCCACCUCGAAGAGAGCUCAGCUUCAUGACUUUGUCAUGUCGCUUCCAGAGCAAUACGACACCAAUGUCGGUGCCCAGGGAUCUCAGUUAUCUCGUGGUCAGAAGCAGCGCAUUGCCAUCGCCAGGGCGAUAAUACGCGACCCCAAGAUCCUGCUCCUGGAUGAGGCCACAUCUGCCCUGGACACUGAAAGCGAGAAGACCGUACAGCAAGCCCUGGACAAGGCCAGAGAGGGCCGAACCUGCAUUGUUAUUGCCCACCGCCUGUCCACCAUUCAGAAUUCCGACAUUAUCGCCGUCAUGUCCAGAGGUUAUGUGAUUGAAAAAGGGACGCACGACCAGCUCAUGGCCCUGAAAGGAGCCUACUACAAACUGGUCACCACUGGAGCUCCAAUCAGUUAACUGCUAAGGAAAAGAAAUGGGAGCAAGCAGCCAAUGGGAACAAGUGUACAGUGCAGAUGCCUAGAUCCACCUUUAAAUCACAAAGUAUGUGAACAAUGUAAGGGCACGUGAUGGAAACCCACUUCUGGGUGUUUUGUGAAGACUCUGUUCGACUUGUGUUUUCUUCCAUUCAAGGAAAAUGCUAUUUUUGGAGGACAAUAUUUAUUCUUUGCACAAUGAUCCUGUCAAAGAGGGGGUUUAUAGGUCAGAUGCCCAAAUAAUAGAGACUAUACAAAGCUUUCCUUCCUUUUCCAUGUUAGGUUUGUGUAUUGUUUUGUUUGUGGUUCACUGCCUUUUAUGUCAUGGUGAUGGAGUGAGCGCAGUCUCAUUUCUAUCUGAUGUCUCUGACUCCAUCAGUACUAGUUGUGAAGCAGUGAUUCUGUUUGACUUCUAAAACAAUAGUUCACUAAUUAAUGGGUGUUAAUUUGGACCCUCAUCCUCAGGAUGGUUACGAGUUUUCUGUUUUUACUUGCAUCUGUCUGUGUGUUUCUGAUUUGUAUGUGAUAUCUUGACAAAGAUGUUGUGUAUCAAGAUGAAACUUGGAACA